This is a messenger RNA of Macaca mulatta (Rhesus monkey), 1634 nucleotides long. NCBI's taxonomy places the organism in Eukaryota, Metazoa, Chordata, Mammalia, Primates, Cercopithecidae. The record is from RefSeq and is a predicted model, not a curated record.
CACCACUCUAGCCACGCCCCCUUCCGGACCAGGUGCCUCCCGGCUGCAGGCUCUAGCCCUUCCUCGCGUGGCCCCGCCCCCGCCCUCGCCCCCUGCCCAGGCCCGGCCCCUGCGGAGCCCAGAGACGCGCGGACGCAGGCUCGAGGCGUCUACCGAACCUCAGCCCACGACCUGCCCCUCUGGGAGGUGCGGGCCGCGGCCAGGCUCUGACCUCAACCUGGCAUAGAGGCCCCGGCCCUCAGGCAAGAUUGUCCGGGAGGUGCCAGGACCCCGGAGGCUCCCAGGGCCUGGAGGGGCGUCCCCGAUGGGUUUGUGCCGCCACAGCUGUGACUCUCACGUGAGUGUGGAGAGACGUUUACUGGGCAAGUGAGGGAGGCCAGCCUCAAGGGCCGGCUCUGGUGGCUUUGUCCAGCGGGGUGACUUGGGAACCACGCGAUCUAGGUCAGCAAGACAGGAACCCAGGAUCCCAGAGUUGAAUACACUGGGCUUAACCCCUCCCACCGGGAGGCCCAUGAUGGGCUGCUGCAGUGGACUUGGAGACUCAGCACUCCUGGGACUAAUGCUGCGUGCAUGUCAGGUUGCAAGGUGGCUGCUGCAGCUCCAGCCAUCACAUCAAGGCUAGAAGAAGGAGGUGGCUGCUGCUUCUUUCACAGAAGCAAAAGCUUCCCCAUCCCCUGCUGCACCCUGGCUCCUGGCCCACAGCUGGGUGACUUGGGAAAGCAGGGGUGGUGGUAUUAAGCUUGUCUUACCCCGGUCAUGGCUGUUAACGGGCUGCCACAUUGCUGCUGGGACCAGACUGGAAUUCUGCACACCAGGUAAGAGGGCGUGAAACUUGGGUAGGCGGCUGACAGCUCCACAUGCUCCGGGAAAACAGCACCCAUAUUCCAGUAGAGGCUGGGCCUCCCCGGGCCUGAGUGCCAGGCUGCACUGAGCCCGGGCUCCCACCGAAUGCACACUUUAUGGCUUUGAGACAGCUCCCUCUGCCUGUUUGGGCUUUGGGGAAGGGCAGACACGGAAGUGCCCCAGGAGUCUCAGAACUGCCUGGGGCCUGAAUUUCUGAGCUGGCUUCUUGCAGGGGAGUGGCUCUUGUGUCUUUAGACCUCUGUGCCGAUGACCUGGGAGGAAGGUCAGCCUUCCUUGCUGGAGGGGGCCCAGCAAAGCCUCAGCCCCUAGAAGUGAGGGGCCUGCCACUGCCUGCCCAAGGACCCCACUCCUGGGGGCCAGAUGCUGAGAAGAGACACUGGGGGCCUAGCAGACCGGAGAGCUAACCCCAGUCCCACAGCCUGGUGAAGUCACAGCCUUGCCACCUGUCUUGAUCUCACCACUGUGAAGGCCCCACCUCUCCUGCUGCAGCCCCACAGCAUGCAGCCCCAGGAGAGCCACGUCCACUAUAGUAGGUGGGAGGACGGCAGCAGGGAUGGAGUCAGCCUAGGGGCUGUGUCCAGCACAGAAGAGGCCUCAUGCUGCCGCAGGAUCUCCCGGAAGCUGUGCACGGGCAAGCUGGGCAUCGCCAUGAAGGUGCUGGGCGGCGUGGCCCUGUUCUGGAUCAUCUUCAUCCUGGGCUACCUCACUGGCUACUAUGUGCACAAGUGCAAAUAAAUGGUGCCCCACAUGCACGCUGGGGGCUGGCUGCA